CCACUUCUCAAACAGAAAAAAAACCAAGCCACCUGCUCAAACCAAACCUCCUAGGUGUAACCCUUUCGGGUUGACUGCCCAUGCAACUCGAAACCUGUCUCAAAACACACCAAAACCCCAAACCCAUAUGUGGCAGCCCCCAACCUCCCUUACCUCUCCUAUAAAACCCCCACACUCUCCACUCCUCACUUCCCAUCAGAAACCCAUUUCACAGCAAUGGCCAAGUCCUCAUUGCUCUCCGGUUUCUUCUGUUUUCUUGUUCUGUUCCACUGCUCCGUCGCUUAUAGCGGGCGGCAGCAACGGGAGCAGCAGGGGCAGCGCGGGCAGCGGCAGCAAGGCGAGUGCCAGCUCAAUAACCUGAAUGCCCAAGAACCGCAGCACCGGAUCCAAGCUGAAGCCGGGGUGACCGAGUUCUGGGACUACAAUGAUGAUCAGUUCCAGUGCGCCGGCGUUGCCGCUUGCCGUCAUAUCAUCCAGCCCAGAGGCCUUUUCUUGCCCACCUACACCAACGCCCCCCAUCUCAUCUACAUCGUCCAAGGUAGGGGAUUCCAAGGGGUGAUGAUGUCUGGUUGCCCCGAGACAUUCCAGUCAUCACAACAAUCUGAAGGAGGAGGAGGACGACGCGAAGGAGCGGGUCAGAGAUUCCGAGACCAGCAUCAGAAGAUCCGCCACUUCCGAGAGGGCGAUGUUAUUGCGAUCCCCGCCGGAGUUGCACAUUGGUGCUAUAAUGACGGCGACAGCGAACUCGUUGUUGUUACGGUGGAAGACCUUGGCAACAAUCAAAACCAGCUUGACAACAACCCCAGGAAAUUCUUCCUCGCCGGAAACCCACGACAACAAGGACAAGGACAACAGCAGCAGCAAAGAGAAUUCCACCGCCGCGGGGGACGGGAGGAACAUAACUUCGGAAACGUUUUCAGCGGCUUCGACACCGAGGUCUUGGCGGAGGCAUUCGGAGUGGACAGAGAGAUGGCGAGGAAGCUUCAGGGGCAAGAUGACAACAGGGGCCACAUCAUCAGGGUGGAAGGAGAUCUUCAGGUGCUCAGGCCGCCGAGGAGUCGGGAGGAACAAGAACAGCAGGAAAGAGGAAGCGAGUACCACGCCAACGGCUUGGAAGAGACCAUCUGCAGUGCCAGGCUCCACGAGAACAUCAACGAUCCGUCGCGCGCCGAUAUCUUCAACCCACGAGCCGGGCGUCUCACCACUGUCAAUGGGUUCAAUCUACCCAUUCUCAACUUCCUCCGACUAAGUGCAGAGAGAGGAGUCCUCUACAGGAAUGCCAUGAUGGCACCACUGUGGAAGAUCAACGCCCACGCCGUGCUCUACGCAACAAGGGGGGAAGCCCAGGUGCAGAUCGUAGACCACAGAGGACAAUCAGUGUUCAACGACAGGAUCCGGGAGGGACAGCUAGUCGUGAUCCCACAGAACUUCGUGGUGACGAAGCAGGCCGGGAACGAGGGGUUCGAGUGGGUGGCCUUCACGACCCACGAGAACGCCAUGUUCAGCACUCUGGCAGGUCGCACCUCGGCCCUGCGCGCCAUGCCGGUGGACGUCUUGGCGAACGCGUACCAGAUGUCGAGGGACGAGGCGAGGAGGUUGAAGUUGAGUAAGGAGGAGACCGUGAUGAUGGAAUCAAGGUCAAGGUCCGGGAGGAGAGAUGUUGCUUAAGAAGUUAACUACUAUGUGUAGUAGUGAUGCGGUUUGUUCUUUUUGCUACGUACUACUACUAUGGAUGAGAAUAAAAAGGUUUUUUUAUUUUCUCUAUUAUGUAAGGAGAGGGUUUUCCAACUGCAUGUGAAUGAAUAAGUGUUGUGUA
Molecule: messenger RNA, 1816 nt
Organism: Rhododendron vialii
Lineage: Eukaryota; Viridiplantae; Streptophyta; Magnoliopsida; Ericales; Ericaceae
Product: 11S globulin seed storage protein 1-like
Exons: 4
Coding region: 217-1668 (483 amino acids)
Molecular function (GO): nutrient reservoir activity
Source: RefSeq, a predicted model, not a curated record